UUCCUCUCUAGGUUUUCCGGAGAAUUUCCGCAGCUCUAUUGUUGGCCGGAGGAGCAGCCCAGGUCCCGUCAUGCUCCGCGGCCAGGCCCGGGCCUCCCAGCGCAGAAACCCCGAGUCUCCGGUGCUAGUGCGCCGCGGCCCCGCCACUCGCGCGCCGGGAGGUGCAGCCGCCCAGCCAGCACGCGCCGGGAUUGCAUCUCAGCCCCCUAAAGUGAGAUUUAACUUUUCCCAGCCGCAGGAGGCGUCGGCCGCGGAUCCGAGGGCUGCCGGCCUCCCGGGCACACCUGCAACCUGCAGACGGCCCCGGCGCUUCGCAUUCGACCCGACUCGGGCUGUGGGAAAGAGUAGCGUCAUGGAAAACGAGGAUCUCCAAGAGGAGCUGACCUGCCCCAUCUGUCUGGACUAUUUUAAGAACCCGGUGUCCAUCGAGUGCGGUCACAACUUCUGCCGCUGCUGCCUGCAACACAGCUGGGCACCUGGCGGCGGCCAGUUCCCCUGCCCGGAGUGCCGGCAGCUGUCGUCGCCUGCCUCACUGCGGCCCAACUGGGUCCUGGCCCGGCUCGCGAAGAAGACGCGGCCCAGGCGCCAGGGCCCAGUGCCCGCCGGCCUGUGCGGCCGCCACUGGGAGCCGCUGCGGCUCUUCUGCGAGGAAGACCAGCGGCCCGUGUGCUUGGUGUGUAGGGAGUCCCAGGAACACCAGGCCCACACCAUGGCGCCCAUCGACGAGGCCUUCGAGAACUACCGGGAAAAACUUCUUAAGACUCAGUGUAGUCUGAAGACCAAGAUGGUGGAAGCCAUGCGUUUACAUAACAUGGAAGUAAAGAAUGCUACAGAGUGGAAGAACAAUAUGAAGAAUCAGCGAUUGAGAUUCAGUGCAGAAUAUGCAAAGCUGCACCGCUUCCUGGCUGAAGAAGAGCAACUGUUUCUUCAGCGGUUGAGCAAAGAAGAAGAAGAGACAAAGGAGAAACAGAAUGAGAACUUAUUAAGGCUCAAUCAAAUAAUCACUUCCUUGGAGGAGCUCAUCUUAGAGGUCGGGAAGAAAAGCCAGAGCUCCAACCUGGAGUUGCUUCAGAAUCCAAAAGAUCUGUUGACCAGGAGUGAGAACCAGGAUGUGAACUAUUCCCCUGAAGAUCUAAAGGUGAAGACUGUGUGCCAUGUACCAAUGAUGAAGGAAAUGCUGAAGCGAGUCCAAGUGGCUAUCAGUCUAGCUGAAGACACAGCUCAUUCCGAACUUGUCUUCUCCCAGGAAGGGAGGUACGUGAAAAAUGGAGCACUACGCGGUUCUUGGCCAUUAUUUUCUACAGCAUGGAGCUACUUUGCUGGACGGAGGAAUGGUCAGCAGAACACAUGCUUUGUGGAGAGAUUUCAGCACUUACCCUGUGUUUUGGGAAAAAACGUUUUUACUUCAGGAAAACAUUACUGGGAAGUUGAGAGCCGAGAUGGCCUGGAGAUUGCUGUGGGGGUGUGUCAGGAGGACGUCAUGGGGAUUGUUGAUAAAUCAAAAAUGUGCCCCCAUGGGGGCAUUUGGGCUAUUUGUUGGAGUUCUGAGGGCUAUUGGCCCCUAAUAAGCUCCUCUGUAAGUCCUACCAAGCAAGAGCCAGCUCUUCACCGGGUGGGAGUUUUCCUAGAUUAUGAGGUUGGGGAUAUCUCAUUCUACAGUGCUGUGGAUGGAGUGCACCUACACACUUUUUCUUGUUCUUUAGUCUCACCUCUCCGGCCAUUUUUUUGGUUAAGCCCAUUAGCAUCUUUAGUCAUCCCACUGGUGACUGGUGGGAAAUGAGGCUAUUCUUCCUCUGCCCAAGAACCCCUGAGUGUUUCCCAGCCCUGGGACGUCCAUCCUUGGCCCUCUUCUUUCACUUCAUACAUAUCAGUCCUUUGUAGUAGGGCAGCACUAUGCAUUCAGUUUCCAGUUUUAUGUUUUGUUCAGCUCCCUGUAUGUCCUGUGAAUAUGUAGACAGAUAGGGCAGACGCUGUUAGUUGCCUUAGUAGCUACCUGCCCCACUUCUCUCUUUCUCUUCUAGUUCUUUCUAUUUGAGCUGUUUGGUAUGCCCCCUCCAUGUGCUUCUGGAGAAGUAGUCCAAUGUGUGGUAAUUCUGCCCAAUGAGAGAAUGGGAAAUUUUCCUGGGGGUGGGGGGGGAGAUGUUGGCGGUAGUUUUUGUAGCUUCUAAACUUGUUAUAUGAGGCUAUUGCUCCCUUAUUGUAUAAGGCAAUGUUAGUUGCACUUUGAUUACUUGCAGUCUGAAGUAACCUAACUGGUGCACAUAGCAUGGAUAUCCCACAGUUUAGAUUUAUCUCACUUUUUCUGAAACUUGACACAUUUAUAGAAUCUCUAUUCAGUCAUGUAAUUCCUCUUCCCAGUAAGUACUGAUAUCCCUCACUUUUCUGGGUCAGAAAAUUGAGGCAGUCUUCCUUUACUCUGCCCAUGCUAGUACUCUUCUUCACCUGACCAUGUCUCAGCCUUCACAUGUUUAUUAUGCUAGCCAUUUGUCAAAUUCAUAGAUUGUAAAUACAAGUUUAUUCAUGUCAUACUGAAAAUGUUGAAAAACACAUAUUUACGCUGCUAGCCGUUUCACAUAAUGCUUUUUUAUAACCCCUGUAACAGCUCAGUGAGAUGAAAAUUAAAAUCCUAUUUUUACAAGUGAGAAAACAAACUUUUAGAAUAAUGUACUCAGUAUUGCCCAGUUGGUGAAUGGGUAUGUUGGGAUUAAUCUGGAUCUGUCUGAGAUUAAAGCCUGUACUCUUUCCUACUCUA
Molecule: messenger RNA, 2752 nt
Organism: Hipposideros armiger (great roundleaf bat)
Lineage: Eukaryota; Metazoa; Chordata; Mammalia; Chiroptera; Hipposideridae
Gene: TRIM4
Product: tripartite motif containing 4
Exons: 6
Coding region: 71-1780 (569 amino acids)
Molecular function (GO): zinc ion binding; protein binding
Source: RefSeq, a predicted model, not a curated record